AUGCCUCGAUCACGACCCGCAACAACAGGCUAUGAACGCCUCGCACAGGCCGACGACAUCAGCGACGACUCAGAUGAGGAUCCCCUCUCCCAAUCUUACGCAUCUCUACAGCCCGCGGCUGCUCCACGAUAUGCCCCCGUAACUCAACCGCGCCAUCGUUCUGGCAUGGCCAGUCCCAAAUCAUUUGCCUCGUCAUCGCAACCCAAAUUUCGCCAUCGUUCAGGAAGUAGCGCCGGUGUCGACCUCAAGGCCAUCAAUGCUCGUCUGGAGCGAUGGGCAGACGAGAUCGCUUCGCGUUUCAAGCGCAAGGGGAAGAACCAGCAAGGCGAAGAGGAGCGCCUUGAAAUUCACUAUUCUGUCUUCCAACCUCCCGAGGGUGUUCGACCGGUGACCGCUGAGAGCAUUGCGGCACCGCAGGAAGGCGUCAUGACCAGAGCAGAGUUUGAAACUAUCGUGGAAAGCGUACGGAGUGCUAUUCGGCAAGAAAUCCACCCGAGUAUGAUUUCUCAAGGCAGUUCUGGUAGUUACUUUGCCCGAAAUCCCGAUGGCAAGAUUGUCGGUGUUUUCAAACCCAAGGAUGAGGAGCCAUACGCUGCGGGAAACCCCAAAUGGAACAAGUGGAUUCACAGAAACUUGUUCCCUUGCUGUUUUGGAAGAGCCUGUCUUAUCCCCAAUCUCUCGUAUGUCAGCGAAGCAGCUGCCUACGUACUCGAUUGCCAACUACGAACACAUCUCGUGCCAUACACAGACGUUGUAUGGCUUGCUUCCAAAUCCUUCCAUUAUCCAUUCUGGGAUCGCCGCAAGUUCCAUCGCAAGAAGAAGCCUCUCCCCGCAAAGCCCGGCAGCUUCCAAGUCUUCCUCAAGGGUUUCAAGGAUGCCAACGUGUUCCUUCGUGAACAUCCUUGGCCGGAUCAAUACUGGUCAGGAUUCCGUACAAACGAUGGCCAGAGUAAGAAGAAGAGGAGAUGGACAGAGAGCUGCCGUCCAUCAGGAAACGCCUCGCCGAAUGAUGGAUACAACAGCGACGACGAAGAAGCUACCCAAGCCGCGAAUCUUUUGGGUCCUGAUAACUUCAUAUGGACCGACAACUUGAAAGAAUCUCUGCGGGAAGAGCUUGAGAAGCUAGUCAUUCUUGACUACAUUAUGCGAAAUACAGAUCGUGGUCUGGACAAUUGGAUGAUCAAGGUUGAUUGGGAGACAGGCAAGGCCUCGAUAGCAUCAGACCCCAUCCAAAUGAACAUGGAACCCGUCGCAGAGGAAGAGGGCCCUCGGCCUGUUGAUCUUUCACAACAAGGGCCUCGUGCUACGAGGGCGUCAUAUCCUUAUAAGACCCAGAGACCUAUGAGCGCCUCAAGCCGACAGCCAGCAGGAAACGAGCCAGCAAUUACCAUUGGAGCUAUUGACAACUCACUGUCAUGGCCCUGGAAACACCCCGAUGCUUGGAGAAGUUUCCCCUUUGGCUGGCUUUUCCUCCCCGUCGACCUCAUCGGGAGGCCAUUUUCUCAAAAGACACGGGAUCACUUUUUACCAUUGCUGACUUCCACAUCAUGGUGGACUCAGACGAUCCUCGCUCUCAAGAGGGUGUUCCAGAUGGAUGUUGAUUUCCAGGAACGCAUGUUUGCUAAGCAAGUCGCCGUAAUGAAGGGCCAGGCCUGGAACGUCGUUGAGACACUCAAGACUCCUGAUCAUGGCCCUCUUGAACUGACCCGCCGAGCGAGAGUUUGCGUCUGGGAUGAUCUAGUUGACGUGCCUGUUGCUGUUCCUAUGCGCAAUACGUCCUCGGAAGUCCGCCGCAACCCCCACGUCCGUCAAUCUAUGGAUGAGGCCGACAUUGCUAGUUCGGCUCCGACCAGUAAUCCUCCAAUCGAGGACCUUCUCGGUCUGGCCAGUGCACCCGCCGAUAUGCCCCAUCCAGGUAGAUUCGAGCUCUCAUCUCCGACAGGCGAGACUGCUCAGUCACCAGAUGAGCUUCCCCCAACCGAACCCAACCUCCUGGCACCAACGGGGCAGCAACAAAACGGUGGGGACAUAGGCAAGCGUCCCACGGUCCAGGCAGCUGGGUUUAGGAACAGCUACCAGGGUCCCGUUCGUGCACUCAACAUGUAUGAACCAGCACGCCAGCAGGCACCGCGACAGCAACGAAGAUAUUCAUUUGCCAACGCUGCUGCCCGUCGUAACAGCAACACCAUCGCGCAGCAGUAUUAUGGUGAUAAUGAGAACUACACCGACGAUCUAGAAGGUGACCUAGGAUAUGCUGCAGCUGAGGGGCAGAUGGGCAACCAACGCAAGGUCAUUGUUGAGCGGCUUGAAGCCGUCAAGAGUAGGAAUCCAGUCUUCACCUGCUGGUAG
Fusarium proliferatum ET1 is the source of this 2349-nucleotide messenger RNA. RefSeq names its product putative LSB6 LAs17 Binding protein. The coding region runs from base 1 to 2349 and encodes 782 amino acids. Gene Ontology annotation, biological process: endosome organization; phosphatidylinositol phosphate biosynthetic process; Golgi organization. Gene Ontology annotation, cellular component: lysosomal membrane; endosome; fungal-type vacuole membrane. The record is from RefSeq and is a predicted model, not a curated record. Gene Ontology annotation, molecular function: 1-phosphatidylinositol 4-kinase activity. The transcript is spliced from 3 exons. Lineage: Eukaryota; Fungi; Ascomycota; Sordariomycetes; Hypocreales; Nectriaceae.